This is a messenger RNA of Boleophthalmus pectinirostris (great blue-spotted mudskipper), 744 nucleotides long. RefSeq lists its product as uncharacterized. NCBI's taxonomy places the organism in Eukaryota, Metazoa, Chordata, Actinopteri, Gobiiformes, Gobiidae. The record is from RefSeq and is a predicted model, not a curated record. The coding region runs from base 1 to 744 and encodes 247 amino acids. The transcript has 6 exons.
AUGGCCCUGAGGGUUCUACAAUCAACUGUGACUGUUUGUAAAGACUCCACUGAUCCAACAUGCAAACAAUCACCAGUGCAAGACUGUACAACAGAAACCAUGUGCUUUGUAUCAACAAUACAAAUUACUCAGGGUGGAACGACUACUACCAGAAUAAUAAAGAAAUGUGCAGACUCCUCGCUGUGUCCAGUUGCAGACACACAGACAUACUCCUUAAACACUGGAUCUGGUCAAGUGUUUGCACAAGCCACCUGUUGUAACAAAACAAACUGCAACAGAGAUGCCCCACCACUGCCGUCGCCUCCUGGAAACAGCUCAGUGCAAUGCCCGACCUGUGAUCCUCAGACAGGCACAUGCACUACUAAUGUAACAUGUAAUGAACUGGAGACCAGCUGCUUCCAAACUACAGCAACAACUUCAGCGUCCAGUCUCCCAGUCCAGGGCUGUGCCUCAGCAAAUACUAAUUCCAUCUCUGUUCUCAUCACAUUUCUACCUGUACUGUCCGUUUACAAAAAUGUGACUAACAUCUCCAUCUUAUCACCAACUACAACGGUUAUGGAUGAGCCCACCUCCAAGUCUGCAGUCUCGGCUUCCUCCUUGGAAGAAGUGAGAGUGCUGCGACAGGCACCACCGACUUUACGCCCACAGCUACGAGCAGCCGCAUCGACAAUAGAGAUCGAGAACGAAGCCCACUCGGACUCCAUGUCUCCAGCCUCCCACAGAAUCUUGGAGAAACCCUCCUGA